AUGCCGAUGGACGUGGAACAUAACGGGCCGAUCAAACCGAUCGAAUCGGUCGACCAGAGCGUCCAAGAUGCUCACGAUCUGGCGGCCAUGGGCCAUGACCAGGCCAUGACUCGCAAAUUUGACGUCUGGAGUAUGCUGUCUCUUGCGUUCUGUGUCUUAGGCACAUACUCAACUUUUGCCCAGGAUCUCGACAGUGGCCUCACCAAUGGCGGCUCCGUGGCCAUCCUCUGGGGUCUCGUGCUGGUGACCGUCUGCAACCUGUGCGUGGCCGUUUCCCUGGGAGAGCUCACCAGCAGUAUGCCGACCGCGCUCGGUCAGGCGUACUGGGUGUUUCGACUCUGGGACACCCCGCUGGGUCGCUUCUGCUCAUAUAUGUGUGCCUGGAUUAAUAUGUUCGGCUGGUGGACCUUGACCGCGUCCCAAGUCGCUUUUAUGGCCGAGUUCCUGCUGGGAAUGAAAGUCAUGUUCAACAACUCAUGGGGCGGCGCUGGAACCGGAUGGCUGGAAUUCGUCGUCUACAUCGGCACCGUUCUGGUGUUGACGGUCGUCAAUCUGAUCGGCUGUCGGAAGGAAAAGAUUCUCCCAUGGCUGAACAACUUUGUCGGAAUUUGGUUCACCGGCUUGUUCGUCAUCCUGUCCCUCGCCCUGCUCAUCUCCGUUGGGGUAAAGAAAGACCUCUCCUUCCAACCCGCGUCGUUUGUCUUCGGAGCCUGGAUGAAUGAGACCGGCUGGGAUAAUGGAGUGGUGUGGUUCACAGGCCUCGUUCAGGCCGCUUACGGUCUUACGGCCUUUGACGCAGUUAUUCAUAUGGUCGAGGAAAUCCCCGCCCCGCGACGUAACGCGCCCAGAGUCAUGUGGCUGUCUGUUCUCAUGGGUGCGAUUACUGGAUUCAUCUUCAUGGUGGUGUGCCUGUUCUGCAUCCAGGAUGUCAACGAGGUCAUCAACUCACCAACCGGGCUGCCAUUCAUGGAGUUGAUGGUGGAGACGGUCGGUCUGGAAGGGGGUGCCACACUGAUUGCGUUGUUCAUCUUCAACGGCCUGGGGCAGGGAAUCAGUAUCUUGACCACCGCCUCCCGACUCACCUGGGGGUUUGCGCGAGAUGGCGGUCUCCCCUGGAGCGGAUAUCUCAUGCACAUUGACCCCGUGUGGAAGGUUCCGGCGCGCGCGUUGUGGUUCCAGGGCUUUUGGAUCGCUUUGGUUGGAAUUCUCUACCUUUUCGCGAACACGGUGCUCGAUGCGAUCUUGAGCGUCAGCACUAUUGCUUUGACCAUCUCGUAUGGUAUUCCGAUUGCCGCCCUCCUUGUAGUUGGGCGCGAUAAGCUGCCACCGAGUCAGUUCAAUCUGGGACGAUGGGGGGCGCCUAUCAACUGGAUCAGUAUCAUCUACUGUGCCAUCACAACGGUGUUCUUCCUUUUCCCCGGCUCGCCGAAUCCGUCGCCUAGCGACAUGAACUAUGCCAUUGCGGUGUUUGGGGUGAUGCUGGUGGUGGCCGUUGGAUUCUGGUUCUUCCAGGGGAAGAGCACGUAUCUGCAAACACAGGAUGCGAUCGACCAGAUGAUCCAGGCCCAGAGGCUUGAGGUGGAUACGGCAGCACAGGCGGAAGAAAAGAAGAAAUAG
Molecule: messenger RNA, 1617 nt
Organism: Aspergillus sclerotioniger CBS 115572
Lineage: Eukaryota; Fungi; Ascomycota; Eurotiomycetes; Eurotiales; Aspergillaceae
Product: putative amino acid permease family protein
Exons: 2
Coding region: 1-1617 (538 amino acids)
Biological process (GO): transmembrane transport
Cellular component (GO): membrane
Molecular function (GO): transmembrane transporter activity
Source: RefSeq, a predicted model, not a curated record